AUGCCUGUCCGCGUCCCCAAACUCCCCGCUGCCAAGCCCUCAGAAAUCUUCUGCAUGGGUGCAGCCGGUGUUGGCGUUUUGACACCUCUCUAUCUUGUCAUGCCUGGAGCUGAGGAGCGCUUAUCCAACCAGACCAAUAAGUGGGCUCCACGAUGGGAGAGGAACGUCAGCUACUUCAUUCCUCCCAUGGAGAAGGGCGUCCAGCGCAUCGAGCCUCCUGUGUCCAGAAUGGUCCAACGUGUGGAGGACCGUCUUCCCCUCGAAAAGAUGGCCAAGUCAGUCGACAAGGGUAUCCGAAGUGGUAUCGCCCGAUUCAAUGGCGAGAAUAAGCCCUAA
Molecule: messenger RNA, 336 nt
Organism: Fusarium tjaetaba
Lineage: Eukaryota; Fungi; Ascomycota; Sordariomycetes; Hypocreales; Nectriaceae
Product: 4-coumarate:coenzyme A ligase
Exons: 1
Coding region: 1-336 (111 amino acids)
Source: RefSeq, a predicted model, not a curated record